AUGAAUGACAACAUUUCGUUUCAGGGUAUGAACGCGACACAUCCGAUCCAUUGCGGGUAUACUCACGAGUACAUGGCAGAUUAUCUCACUAUAACAAACCUGGCUUCUGCUUGGUCGACCAGCUAUGACAUGAAGAACUGGCCUCUGCUGCGGACCUGUCUCGCUCCGUCUUCCCGCCUCGACUUCCGCAGCCUGCAGGGCGCGCUGCACGAGAAUCUCUCUCCCGAUGAGUACGUAGCCAUUCUCGAAAAGACGAUUGGCGAUGCGCGACUCAAGACGCAGCAUUUGAUGGGCGCGACAACGUGGACGUAUCUGGUCUCUGGGUCUGUCGAAGUGAUCCAUCAGCUGCGCGUCGCUCACCAGCGCUACACGGACGAGACACUGGGAACGGUGGCCAAUAAAGGACACGCACAUGGAUAUGUAGUCCACAAGUACAGCAAGUUCCACGGAGAAUGGAAAAUAGAAGAGGUGCAGCCCAAGUUGGAAUGGACCGAGUAUGACUUGUAUGGAACACUAAGCCCGCCGGAGACGGCUUGA
Molecule: messenger RNA, 537 nt
Organism: Cordyceps militaris CM01
Lineage: Eukaryota; Fungi; Ascomycota; Sordariomycetes; Hypocreales; Cordycipitaceae
Product: scytalone dehydratase
Exons: 1
Coding region: 1-537 (178 amino acids)
Biological process (GO): melanin metabolic process
Molecular function (GO): scytalone dehydratase activity
Source: RefSeq, a predicted model, not a curated record